GUUCCGUCGUUAUCAGCUUCUACAGAAGUUCCAGCGGUCUGCUUUUGACACAGGAAGUCUGCCGGUGAAGAUUGCGAUAUUAACGGAGAGGAUAUUGAACAUGAGGGCGACUAAUAUUGUACAAGAAAGAAAUACUAGAGCUAAGCAGGCGAUCAAAAUGGCCCUAUGCCGAAGGAAUAGGGUCAUGAAGGCUCUCUUCACGAAGGACUUCGAGCUGUACAAGUGGGUGGUCAAACAGCUGGGGCUGAGGCUCAUCAGGUUUAACUAUAUGGCUCUGAAGGAUCCAUCUAAGACGGUGAACGCUGUGGCUGUUGAUGGUGAUAAAGUGAGGUGGAUGCUACAGCAGAGGCUUUGGCGGCAUCGCUAUAGGCCUCGCAAUGUGAAACAUCCCCAGACGGGGAAGUUGGUGAGGUACACUCGUCAUCUCGUGAAGCCGCCACCGGCCAACUUUGGGAAGCCCGUGCCGGUAAGGCAGCAGAUCAGCAAGCGUUGGCCCUAUGGGGUAACUCCGGAGAGGGUCAGUGGAACUUAUACGGUGUACAACCCUACAGCGCCGGGCAGAGGCUUCGGUCAGCCAUCUACUUCUGGGAGAUGGACCGGUCGAGAGCGUCGGUGAUGAGGGGCAUCACGAACUGCAUGAGAAAGUCGUUUCUGAGCC
Messenger RNA from Perkinsus marinus ATCC 50983, 658 nucleotides. RefSeq lists its product as hypothetical. The record is from RefSeq and is a predicted model, not a curated record. Gene Ontology annotation, molecular function: structural constituent of ribosome. The transcript has 7 exons. Gene Ontology annotation, cellular component: ribosome. Gene Ontology annotation, biological process: translation. Lineage: Eukaryota; Perkinsozoa; Perkinsida; Perkinsidae. The annotation marks the transcript as partial.